AUAGGGAAUGGGAACUGGGGAUUGGGAAUGGAGGCAGGGACAGGGACUGGGCUGGAUUUGGGUGCUGGGAUGGGAUUGGGAUCAGGAGCGGGUGGGCCGGGGGACAAGGGCCGGGCACUGGCUGCUGCCCCCCCACAGGACCCCCCCCCGGAGACCCCCCCGGACGGCGGCGCUGCCGGGCCCCGACGGAGCCCCCGGCAGCCCCCCAGAACCCAGCGCCUGCCUGGGCUGCUCUUCGCCCUCUUCUACGGCCUCCUCAUGGCGUUGCUCGUGGCCGCGCACCGCGCGCUCUUCGGCUGCUGAGGGACCCCCCAAAACCAUGGGGAGCCCCCCCAAAACCAUGGGGAGCCCCCCCAAACCACGGGGAACCCCCCCAGAACCAUGGGGAGCCCCCCCAGAACCCGGGGGAACCCCCAAACCCCCGGGGGGGGUCCCCGCCUUCGCACCUUUCCUUGCCCCCCUUCUUUUCUUGUGCCUUAACGCUGGGGAAACUGAGGCAGGGAAGGGGGAGGGGCUGAACCCCUUGUGGCCCCCCCCUUAAUUAUUGGUAUUGUAAUUAAUUAUGAUGAGUUAUUAUGAGUUUUAUUAUUAUAACGAGUUUCGGUAUUAUAAUGAGUUGUUACACGGGACUGUGAGCGUAAUAAGUUAAUUAUUGCAGUUAAUUAUGGUGAAAGAACACUAAGAUGCGGAUGACCAAAAUUUAUUGUAAUUAAUUAUUAUUAAAAUUAUUAUAUUUAACUACGA
Molecule: messenger RNA, 744 nt
Organism: Onychostruthus taczanowskii (white-rumped snowfinch)
Lineage: Eukaryota; Metazoa; Chordata; Aves; Passeriformes; Passeridae
Product: forkhead box protein I3-like
Exons: 2
Coding region: 28-303 (91 amino acids)
Source: RefSeq, a predicted model, not a curated record